UCACUUAUAUAUAUGGCCAAACUUGGACAUCUCUCUUUCAUAGCUCUUCAAGAAAGUUUCUCAAAACAGGAGGGUGGUUCAGCAAUUGACAGCUUGAUGAUCAUGAAGCAGACUGCACUAGUGCUCUGCGUUGCCUUUGGGUUGCUCCUGCUAACUCUAGAAGCUGAAGGAGGAAGACUUACUUUGGAGGAAGUGCAAAAGGCCAAACAGCUCCUAAGCGGUGCAAGUCCCAAUAGCAAGGUUGGCGUUGGGGUCAAUGAUGUUAAAACUAUUGCUGGAGACAUGGACAAUAAAGUAGCCGAGAGUGAUAGCGAGAGUUCCGAUAGCAAGGGGGGCGCCACUCACCGUUUAUUUCCUGAUAUAGUUAAGCCAAAGGGAAGCCCAUAAAGAGGGGGACGAAGCUUUUUAUGUAAAUGAAUUAAGCUUAAUUAGUUUAUAAUUAUAAUGUGGAAAAAAACAUGAAAGUAGCCAAGAAGAAAAAGAAAGUAAUGGCGCAUGUUUGGUAUCACAGAGUUGCAUGGAGUACUAUAAGCUCUAUGUUAUGUGUAGUAUCGUUGUUAUGUUAUGGCUUUCGGCCUAGCUUGUCAACUAUGUACUGUGUUUUGUGUUAUGACUAUAUAUCAUACCAUCUUCAAUAAAAGCCAUGGCUACCAUGGAUAUGGUGUGUGCUUGUUAAUCUC
This is a messenger RNA of Vitis vinifera (wine grape), 680 nucleotides long. RefSeq lists its product as uncharacterized. Lineage: Eukaryota; Viridiplantae; Streptophyta; Magnoliopsida; Vitales; Vitaceae. The coding region runs from base 13 to 387 and encodes 124 amino acids. The transcript is spliced from 2 exons. The record is from RefSeq and is a predicted model, not a curated record.